This is a messenger RNA of Fusarium pseudograminearum CS3096, 1242 nucleotides long. RefSeq lists its product as uncharacterized. Bases 1 to 1242 code for a protein of 413 amino acids. The transcript has 5 exons. The record is from RefSeq and is a predicted model, not a curated record. NCBI's taxonomy places the organism in Eukaryota, Fungi, Ascomycota, Sordariomycetes, Hypocreales, Nectriaceae.
AUGAGAACAACACUUGUUUCUUCUCUGCUUUUCGCAGUGGCAUCUGGUAUCCAAAUAACCAUAGAUACAGCCACGACAGAGGCGACGAGCCAAGCUACUUGCACUCCUGACGUAUGCAACCAAGCCGUCGGAAAACUGUCGAGCUGCAAGCACAAACGAAUGCUGGCGGAGCACGAAAGCGACUGCUCUUCAUUCCUACGAUACACUUUGGUCCCCGCAUUAAAGACUGUGACCGAGACAUACGGAGAGCAAUCGACUCUAACACUGGUUGAUACCGAGACUCUAGGACCCCAGACGGAUGAGGCGACAACAACGCUGCCGGAUGAGACUGCUACUACCAUUCUUACACUCGAGCCUGAGACCUUUACAGCCUCCAUCACCCCAACCAAGACAAUCACCGUCACAGUGACCCUGGAUCCUGAGCGACGAACACAAUUCCAGACUAAAUCGGUUAUCCAGACUGAUGUUAGCACUACCACCGAGACUGUCUACUACAGCAACCUCGCCAAACGCGGCAUCGCUGACGAAACCGGUACCAUCAUAAAGCCAACUGACAUCCCAUCCUACGCGAGCGCAUGCGCCGACACCGAACAAUACAGCAGUGCUUGUGCCUGUCUGGGUGUUGAAGUGACCACCGUCGCAGCUACCGUAUCUCCCGAGGUCGUGACUGUUGAUCUCAGACCAGCAACAAUGAUCCAGGCCGAGACUGUUACCAGGCCCGCUAUCACUAUCACCACUACACUCCCUACCAAGACACGAACGGUCACAGUUACUCUCCCUGUACCUGAUGUCACAGAGUCAACCACCCUCGAACCCACCACAGUCGCAGAGUCUACUACCGCCGAUCAAGACACCGUCAUCACCACAGUGGAAGCUACCCACGUCGACCACACCAGCGUGGUAGCAACUUCAACCCGCUCCGUCGGUCCAGUCUGCUCUACUUAUGCGGCAACAAACACUUGCAAGUGCAAGUUCGAAAUCAUCUGCGGCCAGGCAGCUGACGUCAACGGCGACGCCUUUUUCGACUCAAUAGACUUCAACGUUUAUGUCGGCAGCUUUGAAGAGUGUAUGAGCCGCUGCGACUCUAACCCUAGCUGUCAGUUUGGCGACUUUGGUCAACUUCCUAAUGGUGGACUUUGCUCGAGUUAUGCUAGAAACCCAGGGUUAUCGAACCGUGGUAGUCUAGGCGGCUUUCGCUAUUUCGAGAAGGAUGGAAACGUCAAGUGUUCUGGUUGCUCUUGA